UGUAAAUGUGUAUUCAUAUGGUUGGCGUGUGGACCAAAUGGAGCCUGGUCCACAGCUGGGGGUACCAACAGCUUGCGACCUCCUGGGGCCCAUGCUGGCUCAACCUACCUGUUUUAGGAAAACAAGCUGUUUUGUAGCUCUCCUCGGUCCCUGGUAACUCACAAGGGCGUCCACUCCUUCCUCGCCAAGGCUGUGCUCCGGUGCAGCUCGGGUUGCCUAGAUACCGCACGUCACAACCGCGCGCUCUAGGCGCCGAGGGAGGUUAGCUUCAGUUCCUAGAGCGGGCGGAGGAGCCGGUAAGAAGCGGAGCCCGCGGCUCUGACCGCAGCACAGCGACCGGAUCGUCCCUGGCCGCCGCUGCCUAGAGUGAUGCCACUUCCCGACACCAUGUUCUGCGCGCAGCAGAUCCACAUACCCCCGGAGCUGCCCGACAUCCUCAAGCAGUUCACCAAGGCUGCCAUCCGUACGCAGCCGGCGGACGUGCUGCAGUGGUCGGCGGGGUACUUUUCAGCCCUGUCCAGAGGAGACCCACUUCCUGUAAAGGACAGAAUCGAAAUGCCUGUGGCCACGCAGAAGACUGACACAGGCCUGACCCAGGGACUCCUGAAAGUGCUGCACAAGCAGUGUAGCCACAAACAAUACGUGGAAUUACCAGAUCUUGAGAAGAAGUGGAAAAAUCUGUGCCUGCCAGUAGAAAAGUUCAGAAAUAUCCUGGAACUAGAUCCGUGUGAAGACAAAAUGGAGUGGAUAAAAUUUUUGGCACUUGGAUGUAGCGCCCUGGGUGGGACUCUGAACACCGCCAUGAAGAACGCCUGUGAGAUCCUCACUGCUGACCCGGACGGUGGACCUGCCCGGGUUCCGUUUGAUACUUUUGCCUACAUCUACCAGUACUUGUCUGGGCUGGACCCUGAACUCCCGGCCUCAGAGACGGAGGCCUUUCUUGCCACUUUAAGAGAGAAGUCAGAGUCUAGAAAGAAUGGCAUGAUAGGACUUUCGGACUUCUUCGUUUCAAAAAAGUCAAUAUAGAAAGCCUUGAAGAGAAGGCCUGAAGAGUAGAGCGCUAAUACAGAGAGAAGCACAUUUAAAGUCGAACUCCUGCUUUGGAAAACCUUGGCACCAAAUACAGCUGUCUUAAUCGCUUACAUGUGACAUGUGAGUUCUUCUCUGUGGAACUUUAGCGUGGCAGGUGCUCACAGGGCCACUUCAUUACUGCUUCUCACUGUGUCUUGGAUGGGCUGUAACAGUGGCACUAUCAUCGCCUUUGGUAAA
Acomys russatus (golden spiny mouse) is the source of this 1269-nucleotide messenger RNA. RefSeq names its product rhophilin associated tail protein 1 like (gene Ropn1l). The coding region runs from base 370 to 1026 and encodes 218 amino acids. The transcript is spliced from 5 exons. Lineage: Eukaryota; Metazoa; Chordata; Mammalia; Rodentia; Muridae. The record is from RefSeq and is a predicted model, not a curated record.